UGUGAUUACAACGUCGUGCAUGCGUAGGUGUGAGCAAUGGCAUAUCGCGUUUCUGCCAUGCUUGCGAGUUUUCUGGGUGUGGCGGCGGGGGCCAAAUGGAACCAAGUCAGCGUCAGCGGUUCCGCGCCGUCUGCGCGGCAUUCCGCUGCAUUCGCGAUGGACUCCAGCGACCGCUUCUGGAUUUAUGGGGGAAAGAGUGGCGGCGUGGAUAACGCCGAGGUGUGGCGUCUGGACACCGUGGCACAAAGCUGGACCCAAAUUUUCGUCACUGGCGGCACUCCCCCUCCCCGGCUGCAGACAGCGAGCGCUAUGGACUCCAACAACGUCAUGUGGAUCUUUGGUGGCGGUUUGUGCUGCGGUGCUCAUUUCUUCUACGACGACUUGUUCAAAUUGAACACGGUUACAGAAGUUUGGACUGAAGUCACCUCUGCCACUGGCUCCAAGCCAUCGGGCAGAAGAAAGCAUAGUGCGGCCAUUGACUCCAGCGACCGCAUGUGGAUUUUUGGCGGCUCGCAAGGAAACGGCGAUUUUGUGAAUGCGUUGCAUUACUUGGACACCGUGGCAGAGAACUGGGUCCAGGUCACUGCAAGUGGCACCCUUCCUAGUGUAAGGGAUAAGCAUGCUGCUGUCAUGGACUCAAGCGACCGCAUGUGGGUCUUUGGGGGCAAUAUGGUAGGCGGGGCCAAGCUGGGUGACUUACAUGUGUUGGACACGGCGACGGAAACGUGGACUCAAGUGGUAGCAGCCAACACUCCUGCAGCCAGGGACUAUUCUGCAGCUGUCCGAGGAUCAACUGAGAGUAUGUGGAUGUGGGCUGGCACGACUUCUUGUUGUCCCGUCAGCUUACUUAGCGACUUGCAUUACCUGGGUCCUGGAGGCGAGGUGUGGACUGAGAUCACAACCGACACCACCCCACCUCUCAGGUGGAAAACUCAUUUUGCACGUGACUCGCAGAAUCGCAUGUGGCUCUUUGGAGGCGAGGACGUGGCUGAAGCAGAAGUUUCAGACUUGUGGUAUUUGGAGCUGCAGGGAACCACCACCACCAGGUCGACUUCCAGCACUACCAAGACAAGCACCAGCACUACCACGUCAAGUUCCAGUACGACCACCUCAAGCACCAACACUGCCACAUCAAGUUCCAGCACAUUCACAUCAAGCACCAGCAUUACAACAUCAAGCUCUAGCGUGACCAGCUCAAGUUCCAGCUCUACCUUGUCCAGCUCGAGCACGAUCACGUCAAGCAGCAGCACUGCCACGUUAAGCACCAGCAUGACCACAUCAAGCUCCAGCACUUCCACAUCAGGAUCCAGUACGUCCACAGCAAGCUCCACUGCGACUACCUCCAGCUCCAGCUCCACAACUAGAAGUUUGAGCACCACCCCGUCAAGCAGCAGCACUGCCACGUUGAGCACCAGCAUGACCACAUCAAGCUCCAGCACUUCCACAUCAGGAUGCAGUACGUCCACAGCAAGCUCCACUGCGACUAGCUCCUCCAGCUCCAGCUCCACAACUAGAAGUUUGAGCACCACCGCGUCAAGCAGCAGCACCACCUCAAGCUCCGCGGUAACCAGCUCAACAACAAGCUCGAGCGCGACCAGCUCCAGUUCUAUUUUGUCCAGUUCCAUCACAACCUCGUCCAGCUUCAGCACUACUACGGCAAGCUCCCGUGUUUCCAGCUCAAGCUCCUCCAGAAUUACCAGUUCAAGCUCUGAUGUAACUAGUUCGCGCACUUCCACUUUCAGCUCUAGCACUACUUCGCGCUCCAGCACCAUGGCCGUCACCACCGCAGAAUCUUGGGACGCGUUUGUUGCUGAGGUCCUCGACAUUAAUGCCAGGUCCUUGGUCACACAGCUCAGCUCUGACAAUGUCUCAACAGCCUGGACUCCACUUGGCAGAAUGACAGCAGUAAAAUUGACGGAUCAAUCACAAGAAAAUGGCUUUGCGAUGGUUAGGCACACUAUUGACAGCAGCGUAUCGACUGCAUACAUUCCCACAGAGACCCUGCAGAAUGGUAGCUAUAGCGCUGUAGUGAUCACAACCUUCAACGGAGAGACAGGCAAGGAUCUCAUGGGGAAAGGAGCUUCGGCGACGUCAAGUACUGGCAAUCCUUUAAUUUUUUCAACAGACGCCAUGGACGUUUCAUUGUUUGGCUCCGACCUGUCUGUAGUCCACGUGACGUCCGCCGAGCCGAUCUUCAUAAAGUUGUCGAUAACAAAUCCCGAGCCAUCAUUGUUUUGCGCCUAUCAGCUUCCAGAUGGAACUUGGUCAAGGGAGGGCGUACGCUUGGCAACGGAAAAGGAGCUUGAUCAAUUCAGAGGUGUUGACACUUCAGGUGCUUGGUGUGCUACAUCUCACCUCUCCAUUUUUGCAAUUUUUGUGGAUGUGCUCCUGGAUUGCACGAACAUCAAUGUGUUGUCGACAGAAAACUUGCGAGAGAUCAUACAGCGGCCUGACUGGUGGACGCGUCUUCCUUCCUUGUUCUUGUGGUGUCUGAUUGCAGCCUUUUUGCUCUUGCUGGCUGCUGGCGUUCUGCGGGACGUUUCCAGAUCAGACCUGUGGCAGGCCAAGUUUUUUCUCAUUGAGACGCCGGCUUCUCCUCAGAGCAAUUGUUGCCGCAGAGGUCGCACGAUGAGAUGCAUAAGGAGCAAGAGUCAGCGCCCAUCUCCUGACCUGCUCGCAGCAAUGCGAGAAUUGAAGAACGCCCUGCCUUACAGCAAGCUGCAGGAAAGCAUUCUUUGUCAAAACACAUUGCGAGAAGCGUCCUUGCAACACGGACUGCACACAAAUUUGAUUGAGGAGCACAUAUGGGGUGCCGAAGGCUGGGUCCAAGGUAGCCUCGCUUUGCAGAAGUCGGCUGGCCUGAAAGCAGCGGCGCUGCGUGUGAAGGACAACUUGCCCUUUGCAUACGUGAAGGUUCACGCAUCGCGUUUCCGCUGCUGGUUUGCAACAUUUGUCACUACACAUCCCCUUUUUGAGAUGCACCAAUUUGACAUGCACAUCACUGCAGCCAAACGUGCCAAGAUUUUCAUGGACUGCAUCCUUGGAUCGCUUGCUUUUGUGGCCUUGUUCUUCUCUGUGGAUGGUAGCGCUGUUGCUGCCAGAAGCCCCGAAGACUGCCCCAUUGAGCAGACCUCUUUCCUUUGGCUUACCUUCGUAGCUUCCUUCAGCAUCUUGUUGAACUUCAUCCCACGCAGCCUGUUUCAAUGCCUUGCUUUUCGUCGCUUUGUGCAUGUGGAUGGUCCUGCUGAUCGGUAUUGGAAACUGCGGAUUCACCAGUUCAAAGAUCUCAGAUUCUGGACUAUAGGUGCUUGCCUCACUGCCCUACACAUGCUCAUCAUUAUUGCCUUCCUUGCAAAUCUCGACCCAGCAGACGAGUGGAAAUGGCUGUUUUCCCUGACGCUUGUGGUGGUCCGAAAGGUGCUUCUGGUGCCAUUAUUGGCAUGUACCAUCUCUGGCAUUGUCUCGGAGAUUGGCGUGUCGAAGCACCCACACAUAAUUACCUCACCCCCAAAGAAGUUUGGCCUGAUUUUUGAUGAUCUUGAUCAGUUUCGCGGAUUUCAAGCUGAGAUGCAAGAUGACGCAGACAAGUCAUCGGUGUGGAAGGAGAAAGUUCAGGAACUCGCAGGGCGGGGUCUUACACUCAGACAGCUGCUUGAUUUCUAUUCAGAUUUGGUGUUUCGACCUCAGAUGAUGCCACACUUCGAUCCGAACUUGUCAACAACGCACGACGUUGUGCGCCACGCCAUCAUUCCAAGUUCCAGGGAGAUGCGUGAAGCUCGUACUUUUGUGGUCCAGGUGCAUCGAGCUCUUGGCCUGGAAGGCGGCUCUGAUUUUCGUUGCGCGCUUUGUAUUUGCGGGCAGCGGGAUUCAGAGCCACUUCUCAAGCCUUGGAAAGGGGGCUCCGUCUGCUCACCUGUCGCAUGGGGGGAGACCGUCCUUCUGCAAGAUGUCUUGCUGGAGGAAGGCAUCUACUUUGCAGCGCGGGGACUUGCACGGAACAAGGCAGGAGGAGAAGAAGAAGAACUUUGCUCCAUCUUGCCCAGCUCUUCAUUCUGGAACGGCUCGGCGGAAGUAGACAUCCGUCUGGGUGCAGGUGCUCUGGUGGCCUCGAUCGUUCCACGUGACUCACUUGAAGAAGUGUGCACCAUUUUGAAAUCAAACGACGCCAAGCCUUUGAAAGGAGACCCAGAUAGUAUGGAGGAGAAUGCCAAGCCUAACCCUGUGCCACUUGCAAUUUCAGUUGACCACGCCUUGACUGAAAAGGACGCUCAAGACGAAAGCAAAUCCAUGGGAUUUGCGUACGCAACAAGCAUCAAUGGUGGAAGGCCGCGUUUGGCGCAGAAGAUGGUCACUCACAGCUGGGGCAACAAGUUCUGCCAUUUGAUCAGCGCGAUUUUCUCGGAUGCUCUCGAAGAGGAGACCUACGACAUGGUUGCGCAGUUGUUGAUGUCCAAGGACUUUGAAGGAGUGUCCGCCAGGUUGCAGCAAAACAAGAAGCUGGAUGUUCCGUACUGGGUGUGCGCCUUUUCAGUCAAUCAACACGCGGGAAUUUGCGCCAGAGUGCCGCCCCGUGACUCUACGGGCCGUGAAAUCACUGCUUGCAGUUGCUCAACAGCCAAGCAUUUUGAGGGAGAUUUAAGUGAGAUGAACAAGUUUGACGACAUGAUGGCAUUCUUGAAGCAGCACCACCGUCAGAAAUCGCAGGUACACCUGGAGCAGGUGGUGGCGAUGGAAAUCGACUUUGGCUUGCUCACCAGAGUGUGGUGUGUUGCCGAGUUGGUAGAAGCUGACAAGCUGCAUUUGCACCAGGCUGUGAAGGUGCAUUCCGCAUCGUCGAGGGAAAAUUGUGUGGACCAUCUGCUUCACUUGGACGUAAGGGAAGCUCAGGCUUCUUUCCCGGCUGACAAGGAUUUAGUGCUGAGCAAGAUUGAAGACGUACAUGCUUUCAAUCAUAAUCUUCGGGGAUUGAUGUUGCAGCGCUUGGGCACAUUCCUAGCGAUGAACCAGGUCACCGUCACUGCGGCCACCGUGUUAGACGACGUUCUCGGGGCGGUGUUGAGCAUGCUGAUGGGCUGAUUGGCGAAAGGUGCAUGACGCGAGCUGCGCAUUGACUUGCGCAUGUUUGAGACGCGAGCUGCACAUGUGUGUAGGGGCAAGGGUAUAACCUGCAUAUAAUAUAGCCUGCAAUUGCAUAGUUUGGGUGCCCGUGAAAUCAGCGGGCGCCUUGUCGUUGCCUUGCUAGUCAAGACGAGCGAGAGAGAGGUAAUUUUCACACACAUAGAUGUCAGGUGCCAGUCGCAAGAAGUUAUCACUUCGCUUGCGCCUAUGCGAAUUGCAUAGAUUUUCAAGCAGCCAUUGAAUUAGACUAUCUUUGGGCAGCCGUGUUGCAUCCACGUGCUUCCGGCAAAGCCG
This is a messenger RNA of Effrenium voratum, 5412 nucleotides long. Lineage: Eukaryota; Dinophyceae; Suessiales; Symbiodiniaceae. The record is from the annotation of a GenBank genome assembly.